GUCAUAUCUCAGCGACGACACGUCUUCAGAUUGCACCAUGGCGGAGGCUGAAUCUCAAAAGGUGAUCAAGUUAGUUCCUGAGUAUCUACUGAAGAAGAGGAAAGCUUACCAGGCCAUUAAAGCCACACAAGCCAAGCUUGCACUUCUUGAUAAGAGAAAGGUAUCGAAAGGCAAACCAUUGAAAUUCAAGCGUUUGGAAGACUUCUUGAAAGACAGCCACAAGAAGCAUCGUGAUGAAACUCGCAUCCGCAGAACACAGCACAGGCCGCCUGCCCCUCUGCCUCCUGCUAAGAAUAAGCUAGCCUUUGCUGUCCGCAUCAGAGAGAUUAAAGGUGUCAGCCCCAAAGUGAUGAAGGUGAUCCAGAUGUUGAGGCUGAGGAAGAUCUUCAGUGGGGCCUUCGUCAAAAUCAACAAGACCUCUGUAGCGAUGAUGAAGGUGGUGGAGCCCUAUGUGGCCUGGGGGUUUCCCAACUUGAAGUCUGUUCGUGAGCUCAUUCUGAAGAGAGGACAGACCAGGAUAGGCAGGAGGAGAGUCCCACUCACAGACAACGCCUUCAUUGAGCAGCACAUGGGUAAACACGGCAUCAUCUGUCUGGAGGACCUGAUCCACGAGAUCUACUCAGUCGGUAAGAGCUUCCGGGCAACCAACAACUUCCUCCUGCCUUUCAAGCUGUCAGUGGCUCGUCACGCCGCCAGGGAUAAAGCUGGGCUCCUGAAGGACCUGGGAAACCCUGGAUUUCGUGGUUCGGACAUUAACACUAUCAUCAGACAGCUGAACUGAGGAGAAACGCUUGCAAGAUGGACACCCAGCAGCAUCUUACAGGAUGCUGUACUUCCUGAGGAGCAAACGCCACUGACAACAAAAUAUUUAAAAUUUGUUUCAUUGGCAGAGAAGCUCGUGGGCUUCACCCUGUACACACAUUCUCUGGUUACAUUCUCUGGACACUGGGAGAUAUCAGAAAAGUGGAGUCUUUUCCUUAACCAUGUUGUUUUUGUUUUGUGCUCAUGUUUUAUAAAAAAAAUAUAUAUAUAUAACGUGGUGCCCCUGACAGUGGACAGAUGGAAGCAGCUCUAUGGUGAAAAUGCUGUAUGUUAAAGUAUGUUUAAUUAGUACAUGUAAUAUUCCUCAGGUUGUCAGAGGAACGGAUCAAUACUUGCUACAUAUACAAGGACAGGAAAUUGAUUAAUUAGGAUGAGUUGUCCUACCUGCAGGAGCCACCAGCCCAUCUACAGCAAAUUCAUUUACUGCAGUCAAUAGGUUUCAAUGUGAAAAGGGGUAAAAAAAAAUCUGUUUAACACUGAUUCACUGAUUGAUUGACUGUUGUACACUUUGUUUUUACAAU
Messenger RNA from Seriola dumerili (greater amberjack), 1343 nucleotides. It is a transcript of the gene rpl7l1, whose product is annotated as ribosomal protein L7 like 1. Bases 38 to 781 code for a protein of 247 amino acids. Gene Ontology annotation, cellular component: cytosolic large ribosomal subunit. The record is from RefSeq and is a predicted model, not a curated record. Gene Ontology annotation, biological process: maturation of LSU-rRNA from tricistronic rRNA transcript (SSU-rRNA, 5.8S rRNA, LSU-rRNA). NCBI's taxonomy places the organism in Eukaryota, Metazoa, Chordata, Actinopteri, Carangiformes, Carangidae. Gene Ontology annotation, molecular function: structural constituent of ribosome; RNA binding. The transcript is spliced from 6 exons.